This is a messenger RNA of Aspergillus wentii DTO 134E9, 1176 nucleotides long. RefSeq names its product protein C-terminal leucine carboxyl O-methyltransferase ppm1 (gene ppm1). Gene Ontology annotation, molecular function: protein C-terminal leucine carboxyl O-methyltransferase activity. The coding region runs from base 1 to 1176 and encodes 391 amino acids. NCBI's taxonomy places the organism in Eukaryota, Fungi, Ascomycota, Eurotiomycetes, Eurotiales, Aspergillaceae. The record is from RefSeq and is a predicted model, not a curated record. Gene Ontology annotation, biological process: C-terminal protein methylation. The transcript is spliced from 2 exons.
AUGUCCGCCUCUCAUAUUCCCAACCUCAACACACUUCGGCGCGGAGGAGGAGGAGCUCGCGGCCGGUUCAGAGGUCGCGGAGGUGCCAGCGCUGGCUCUGCAGGCGAAGACAGCAGCAGUCCUGGCACGCGUAGCGCAGGGAAAGACCGGGUGGUGCAGGGCACAGACAACGAUGCCAGUGUUUCCCGGCUGAGUGCUGUCAAUUUGGGGUAUCUCGAGGACCCCUUUGCACAAGCAUUGACACCCCCUGGGCUGGAGACGAGGAGGCUGCCCAUCAUCAACAGAGGUACCUACGUCCGAACGACCGCAAUCGAUCGCCUUGUCUCGAACUUUCUCGAGCAGGGUCAAAGACGGAAACAGAUUAUAUCGCUGGGUGCGGGGUCGGACACGCGUGUUUUCCGGCUACUUUCCUUCCAGCAGCCUCCGGAUGUUGUCUACCAUGAGAUUGAUUUCCCAGUUAAUGCAGCUGCAAAGAUCAAAUUGAUUCGAUCAUUGCCUCUUCUGCAGCGGACAUUAGGGGUAGGGAGAUCUGGUGAAGUGACGAUUUCAGACGCAGGGGAUGCUUUGCACUCGCCAUCUUACCACAUACAUCCCAUUGAUCUACGAUCAUUGGCAAAACAAACACCACCGACGUUUUCUUCCUCUUCCCCGCAAGACAGUACAGCGAUCACCCGUCUACCAGGAGUAGACACAACACUCCCCACGCUCUUGAUCUCAGAAUGUUGUCUCGUCUAUCUUACCCCCAGCGAAGCCGCUGACGUAGUCGGCUACUUUACCAAAACCCUCUUUCCCGUAUCCUCGUCUACCGCACCACUGGGUCUCAUCAUUUACGAGCCCAUCCGCCCCGAUGAUGCCUUUGGCCGGACCAUGGUGUCGAACUUGGCUGCACGGGGUAUCCAGCUGCAAACCCUGCAUAAAUACGCGUCGCUAGAGGCGCAGCGGCAACGGCUAGCGGAGCACGGGUUCGAUGGGGGCCAAACUGCUGCGGAUGUGGAUUUUAUCUGGGAACAAUGGGUGAGCGAGGGGGAGAAGGAACGGGUUGCAGGGUUGGAGAUGCUGGACGAAAUGGAGGAGUGGAGGCUACUGGCGCGACAUUAUUGCAUUGCGUGGGGAUGGAGAGAGGGGGAUAGUGGAGGAUUUGAAGGAUGGAAGAGCAUUGCAGGGCAGUCGGAAUGA